Nematolebias whitei (Rio pearlfish) is the source of this 291-nucleotide messenger RNA. RefSeq names its product AP-1 complex subunit sigma-1A-like. The transcript is spliced from 2 exons. Lineage: Eukaryota; Metazoa; Chordata; Actinopteri; Cyprinodontiformes; Rivulidae. Gene Ontology annotation, cellular component: intracellular membrane-bounded organelle. The record is from RefSeq and is a predicted model, not a curated record. The annotation marks the transcript as partial. Gene Ontology annotation, biological process: vesicle-mediated transport; protein transport.
GUACGCCAGCUUAUACUUUUGUUGUGCUAUUGAGGAGCAGGACAAUGAGCUGAUUACGCUGGAAGUAAUACAUCGCUUCGUCGAGCUCCUGGAUAAAUACUUUGGCAGUGUGUGUGAGCUGGACAUAAUCUUUAACUUUGAAAAGGCCUACUUUAUUUUAGACGAAUUCCUGAUGGGAGGAGAGAUCCAGGACACAUCAAAGAAGAGUGUUCUCAAGGCCAUUGAACAAGCUGAUCUACUGCAGGAGGUGCGUCUCAACAUCUUCUUUUUUCAGCUGUUCCCUCUUCAGCG